GCCGCCGUCUGCCGGGCAGCUGCGCGCUGAACCGUCUGCAGUGAGAAGCCGGGUCUGGGGCGGACCCUCUGUGGGUCGGUGUGCUUGUUGGCGGCUGCGGGCUUUCUUUUCCAUGAAAGAGGUCUGUUGGAGUUCUUCACUGAUAACGUCUGCUCCAUUUCGCUGUAUGGAAAAUGGCAUCAAAUCUGAACCAGGAUGCUAAUGAAUUAUUAGAUUGCAAUAUGACUUCUGGCCAGGCCAAUCAAGAUUUUUUUUUGCCUACUUCAUCUGAUCAUGCAGAGUCGGUCAUUCCACUGGCAUCCCCUAUGUCGAUUGAAUUAUUAGACAUACUUAUGACAGGAAGUCAGCAAGAAGAAACAGAAUGGGAAAGCAUAAAUUCACUAUUAAUGAAGAAUGGCUUAAAACCAGUAUUUUUUGUCCAAAGAACAUAUGGAAAAAACCUAGGCGAUCUAAUCAUUUUUGACAAACAGUCAUCACAGAGCAUUAGACAGACUUUGAAAAGGUUGGUGGAUGACAGUGUAAGGAAUCAGAAUAUGAUCCAUCAGCUCAUUGAAGCAAAUCAACAGCUUAGAGAUGAACUGCAGCAAGAACAAAUCCGAACUUUGCAGGAACAAAAACGAGCUGAUGACUUGGAACAGAUCGUGGAUAGUGUGAAAUCCAAAAUCAUUGAACUUGAAGAAGAAUCUGUAGUUAUGGUUUCCCAGCAACAGAAUCAAGUGAAAGAAUUUCAAAAAGAUCAAAAAGCUGCACAGACAAAAUAUCAUCAGUGUGAACAAAAAUGGUUGGAGCAACAAAAGACUCUUUCUUGUUUGCAGAAAGAAAUUAAAAAAUUACGGAAAGAGGAAGAACUUCGUGUUGCCUCUCAGAAAAGAGUUUUUAACCGGCUUUGCAAACAAGCAACGCAGACUGUCGUGGAUAAACAGUUGCUUAUCCUGAUUGAUUAUUAUGAAUCCAAAAUUAGAAAAAUUCAAAAGGAGCUAAGGCACUAUAAAGAAGAUACAGAUUCUGAAGGAGGAGAAAAAGGGGACUUGGUAGAUCUGGAUGGCACACCAAAUUAUGAAAACCUUCUCAUGUCAUUCCAGAAUCAAAUUAGAGACAUUAAAGCCAAGAACGAUAAACUUUCAUGUGAAAAUCAGAAUCUCCGCAAAGAUUUAGAAAGCAGGCCCUCAUCGCAUGAUUUAAGGCUUUAUAAACAACAGGUGAAGAAACUGGAGAAAGCACUUAAGAAAAACAUAAAAUUACAGGAACUCAUCAGAGAAGACAAAUCUGAGAGCUCAGACAACAGAGAUUAUGAGAUCAGCAAAACAGAAAGGCAGCGCCAGGCCCUGUUUGACCAGAAGUACUUCAAGAUCUUAACCAGGAUUGACUCCAUUAUAAGUAAUCCAAGAGCUCCAAUAGUGAUAUACAAACAGAGCAAGGGGUCCUUCCAGAGUUAUAAUAAAGCUAACAGUAAAGAAUGUGGAUUUGAGCAUCUUACUCCCACAAUAGAAAUGUGGGCAGACCAGCUAACAUCUCUAAAGGACUUGUACAGAUCCCUGGAAAAACUGUCUGAGGAAUUGUUGCCUUGGCAUAAUAUGAAACGAUAUGAUAAGAGUGAAGGUGGCAUUAAAGUGGAAGAUCUUCUAUUUAUUGUGGAUAGCAUUUUGGAAGAAGUUGAACAUAAGAAAAAGGAUGAUAUGCCAUGCCCUGAAACUUUACAAGCGAUUGUUAAUCACUUCCAAAAGCUAUUUGAUGUGACAUCUAUGUCUGGAAUCUAUCCUCGAAUGAAUGAAGUUUACACCAGGCUUGGGGAGAUGAGUAAUGCUGUGAGAAAUAUCUAUGAGAUCCUAGAACUAGAUAAUUCAUCAUCACUAAGUGUCCUGGUAAAUACAAUUGGAAAAUUGUGUAAAAUAAUUAAUGAAGAUGUGGGUAAACAUGUUCAACAGGUGUUGGGGACCCAGGACAUCCAAAGCAUUAUCAAUAAAUUAGAAGACUAUGAUGAAUUUUUCCCAGCCUUUCAGACUUUUAUACAGGAUCUACUUCAGAUUUUAGAAGUCAACAACUUGGAUGCCAUUAUUCCUGAAGUAAAGAAAUUAAAGCUAACAACAAACUGAAGAAAAUGAAACCUUCCCUUUUACUAUGUACAUUUGUUUUCUUUAUGAUUGGAGUGACAAGGGCUAUAUUACCUUGCAUAAUUCACCUCUUUUUCCCAGCCUGAGUGAACACUGGUGGCAUGGUUAAUCUUUAUUCUUCACAAAGCUAGUCUUUGACAUUUUUAUCCCUAUUUAACACAUGAUCGUCACUCUCAGAAUUAUGCAGCAGCAUUUGGGGGAUUGAAUAAUUGGACUCCUGAGUUUUCUCAUUUUUCUUUAGGAGUUCUUGGCUGCAAGACUGAUUUAAGGAAAGCUGUUUAUGUUUUGGAAACAGAGGAUAAUGAUAUGUUAAAUGUUGACAUGGUGGUAUUUGCCUUUAAGAUUUGCUUUGAGAUUUGGGAUUUAGAACUCUAGCAUCUUUGGCCAAAGGGAAGUAGGAUUGGAUUUGCCGAUGACAUUAUUUCUCUAGUAAGUUUGGGGAGCUAACAGUUGGUUAUCCCCCCCCCCCAAACUCAGGGAAGGAAAGAAAAAAAGGAAGGGGUUUCAAAAAGAAGCUAGGAGAAGGUAGAGGUGUAAUGCUGCCUAAUUCUUUUUUUUCUUCUCUAACCCAGUCAGUGGCAAGCUGCUCUUUGAAUUUGAGCCUUUGUAUGCCAUGCCAAGGACAAAGCAUUCUGUCUAGACACUGCUAUUGGUGGCAGAAGCAGUUGCAGUUUUAAAUUGGAGGGUAAAGGUCAGGAAUCAUAGGUGAGAAGCAUUUUUAAAAUGUUCUUCUCAUGAUGGGAUAAAAGAGGUGAGUAAAUGGGAUGAUAAACUACCUCAAGAAAGGGUGUGUUUGAGAGCUUAAUUGUAAUAUAUACAUAUAUAUGCUUAUAUAGAUAUAUUUUUAGAACAUGACUGAAAUAAAUAUUUUAUAAAAGUAUGACAGACCAUUGUUAU
This is a messenger RNA of Dromiciops gliroides (monito del monte), 3008 nucleotides long. RefSeq names its product centrosomal protein 70 (gene CEP70). Gene Ontology annotation, biological process: cilium assembly; regulation of microtubule cytoskeleton organization. NCBI's taxonomy places the organism in Eukaryota, Metazoa, Chordata, Mammalia, Microbiotheria, Microbiotheriidae. The transcript is spliced from 18 exons. The record is from RefSeq and is a predicted model, not a curated record. Bases 174 to 2093 code for a protein of 639 amino acids. Gene Ontology annotation, cellular component: centrosome. Gene Ontology annotation, molecular function: gamma-tubulin binding.